CUCUCUCUCUCUCUCUGAAGAAAGAUGAGAAUGAGCUGCAAUGGCUGCCGAGUCCUCCGCAAAGGCUGCAGCGAGAACUGCACCCUGAGACCUUGCCUCCAUUGGAUCAAAUCCCCAGAAUCCCAAGCCAACGCCACUGUCUUCCUCGCUAAAUUCUACGGCCGCGCCGGCCUUAUCAACCUCAUCAAUGCCGGCCCCGAUCACCUCCGUCCCGCGAUUUUUAGGUCUUUGUUGUAUGAGGCAUGUGGGAGGAUAAUCAACCCGAUUUACGGUUCGGUGGGGCUGAUGUGGGCCGGGAACUGGGACCGGUGUCAAGAGGCGGUGGAGGCGGUUCUGAGAGGAUCGGAGAUCAUGCAAGUGAACAUCGAAGACGGCGGCGGCGGCGGCGCCGCCGCCGAGUCACAUCCGAUAAUGCCGUUCAAGGGCUGCGACAUACGUCACCUCUCCAAGGAAUCUGCCGGCGGGGUCCACCGCGUCCGGUCCAGGAACCGGUUCAAGCGGACCGGCACCUCGCACGACAAAGCGGUCGACCACCUCGAGUUCAUGGUGGAGGAGGACGAGCCGCCGGCGAAAUUCAGCAUCACCGGCUGGGGCGGCGGCGGUGGCGGCGGCUGCGAGACGGCGGAGAGUGUCGGAUUGGAACGCGCCCCCAGCCAUGGCUCCUCCUCCCUUGAAACGGUCGAGCCGGUUCUUGCGAACCGGGACCACCCGGUUUCCGGCUCGAUUGCUGAGAUCCGAACCGCGGACCGCGGUUCGGAUGAUGAGCUUCUCCUGGACCUGACGCUAGGGUUUAAUCCGGUGGAGCGCCCCCACCUCUCCACGGUGGAUAAGCAUUCUGUAGGUGACGUGUAAGAAACGGAAACAACAAUCCGUUACGGGGGCUUCUGUUUUUGGAGGGUUUUUCAACUUUAGCAUCUUCAAUUUUUUCUGUUUUUAAUAUUUCUUCAUGUUUUUUUCGGAAAUCCCUAGGUUUUUAAAGUACAUGUCUUGUUUCUAUAGUUAUAUAUAUAUAUAGUGAGAGAAACAGAGAUUUUCAUCCA
Messenger RNA from Ipomoea nil (Japanese morning glory), 1040 nucleotides. RefSeq names its product LOB domain-containing protein 40-like. Gene Ontology annotation, biological process: regulation of gene expression. NCBI's taxonomy places the organism in Eukaryota, Viridiplantae, Streptophyta, Magnoliopsida, Solanales, Convolvulaceae. The coding region runs from base 25 to 852 and encodes 275 amino acids. The record is from RefSeq and is a predicted model, not a curated record. The transcript has 2 exons.